CACUGCUCUCCGCGCAUGCCCCUUGACGGCCCCGCAAUGGCGGCGCCCGGGGAGCAGCUCAGGAGGCGGAAGGCGGCGGACGCGGGCCAGGAGCCUGCGUCCCCGACGGGGCCAGGGCACGACCCCGCGGGCUGCCCGGCCCGCCUCCGCGCGGGCACCUUCUGGCUGACCAGGAUCGUGCUCCUGAGGGCCCUGGCUUUCAUUUACUUUGUGGCAUUCUUGGUGGCUUUUCAUCAGAACAAGCAGCUGAUCGGAGACAGAGGACUCCUGCCCUGCAGAGCGUACCUGAAGAGUGUGCAGCAGCACUUCCGGGGGCAGGUUGGCUGGGACGCCGUGAGCUAUGCCCCGACCCUCCUGUGGCUGCUGGACUGGUCACACAUGGACGCCAACCUGGAUGCCCUGGCACUGCUCGGGCUGGGCAUCUCAUCCUUCGUCCUGGUUACCAGCUGUGCCAAUAUGGUUCUCAUGACUGCACUCUGGGUCCUCUACAUGUCCCUGGUCAACGUGGGACAGAUCUGGUAUUCAUUUGGAUGGGAGUCCCAGCUUCUGGAAACGGGGUUCCUGGGGAUUUUCCUGUGCCCUCUGUGGACUCUGUCUCGGCUGCCCAGGAAGACCCCCACGUCCCGGAUCGUUCUGUGGGGCUUUCGGUGGCUGAUUUUCAGAAUCAUGCUCGGAGCAGGCCUGAUCAAGAUCCGGGGGGACCAGUGCUGGCGAGACCUCACCUGCAUGGAUUUCCACUACGAGACGCAGCCGGUGCCCAACCCCAUGGCCUACUUCCUGCACCACUCCCCAUGGUGGGUCCACCGCUUCGAGACCCUCAGCAACCACUUCCUGGAGCUGGUGGUGCCCUUCUUCGUCUUCCUCGGACGGCGGAUGUGCGUGCUCCAUGGCGCCUUACAGAUCUUCUUCCAGGUGGUCCUCAUUGUCAGCGGGAACCUGAGCUUCCUGAACUGGCUGACCAUCGUGCCCAGCAUCGCCUGCUUCGAUGACGCCACCGUGGGGUUCUUAUUUUCCUCCGGGCCUGGCAGCCUCAAGGACCAAGUCCUAAAGAUGCAGGAGGAGGAAGCCCGGGAGGCCCGGCCUACGCCGACAUACGGCUGCAUGGUGCGGCAGGCAGCCAACCUGGCCCUGGGUGUCCUGCUCGCCUGGCUCAGCAUCCCUGUGGUCAUUAACUUGCUGAGCCCCAAGCAGGUCAUGAACACCUCCUUCAACCCCCUCAGAAUCGUCAACACAUACGGAGCCUUUGGAAGCAUCACCAGGGAGCGAACAGAAGUCAUCCUGCAGGGCACGGCCAGCCCCAACGCCAGCGCUCCAGACGCUGUGUGGGAGGACUACGAGUUCAAGUGCAAGCCGGGUGACCUGAGGAGACGGCCAUGCCUCAUCUCCCCCUACCACCACCGCCUCGACUGGCUCAUGUGGUUCGCAGCCUUCCAGACCUACGAGCAGCACGAGUGGGUCAUCCACCUGGCGGGCAGGCUCCUGGCCAACGACGCCGAGGUGCUGUCCCUGCUGGCCCUGAACCCCUUUGCGGACAGGGCCCCCCCCCAGGUGGGUCCGGGGAGAGCACUACAGGUACAAGUUCAGCCGCCCCGGGGGCCUGCACGCCGCAGAUGGCAAGUGGUGGAUCCGGAAGAGGAUCGGCCCCUACUUCCCGCCUCUCAGCCUCCAGAACCUGAAGGGCUACUUCAGGUCACGGGAGUGGCCGUUCCCAGCACCGGCAGAGAAAUAAAGUGGGAAGACAUUAGCACCCCCGCACCGCCACCUGCACCAGAUGUCCAGGAAAGCAAGCCAGGGGUGGCAUUGGGGGUCUGCUGGGGUUGUGGGUGGCCAUGUCUGCUUUCCUCAUCCCUCACAGUGGGUCCCCAGGAACCCUGGUCAUCUCCCUUGUCACAGGCCCCAGACAUGGGCGUUCCAAGGGAGCUGUGGCUGAUCCAGCACCCACUACCCGGAGCUCGGUUCCCCCAUUGGCCAUGGCCGGGCCAGGAGGCUCCCUCAGGGUCCUAGGCACCUGGGCUGCUGGUCUACAGCAGGCCAAGCCCCUGGUGUGCACCUGGUAUGGCGGUGAGGAGUCCUCGCCCCCUGCCUCUCCUCCACUGCCCCUCACCUUCCCCCCCGGGGUUGGCUCCCACCACAUCCAGAACAGACUGAGGGGAGAAGCCAAGACUUCCAAUCCCCCUCAUGCCCACCCCUCCUCAACCCCCCCCCUCCACACACACACCCCCCACAGCUGGUCUGGGCCCUGCUUCCUCCCCAGAGGCCAGCAUCCAGAGCCCUGUGUCCCCCCACAGUGAGCGAAGUGCAUCCUCGUGUCCCCUGUGACCGCGUCUCCCCAGCCCACCAUGGCCUCCUGCUGCUGACCUGCGGGCAGCGGACAGCAGAGCUGCAGGCCCAGCCUGGGUGCUGGGGCGGCAGGGUCCCCACGGAGCGGCUCUGAGGCCCAGUUGUCAGAAGUUAAAGUGGACUAAUUAUGUUUUGCUUGGCAAUCCAGGGGCUCCGUGGCAGUGAGAACUGGGUGCAGCCCAGAAUCUUUGCUGCCUGACGUGAGUUGUGAGUGAACAGGGUAGGGUCCUGCCAGACAAAUAAGCUGGCACCCAGUGGUGCCGCCCCGGCCCCGCUCAGCCAGGGGCCAGGGGCCAGGGGCCAGGGGUGCUGGCAGCCUUCCCUCCUCCCCUCCCUCCCGCCCACCCCCACCCGCCAGCCCUGGCCGUCCUGCAGAGUGCCGGAGAGGUGGUGCCGGCCAGGAGGCUGGCUGAGGUGGCACAAGCACAGGUCUGUGUGGAGCGGCCCCCUGCCGCCUGGGGGGCCGGCCCAGGUGCCAACAGAGAGGCCGUGUUCCUGCUCACAGGGAACAGGCGCCCUGUGUCUGAGCGGACAGACAGGGCCUCAGACGGGGAGCCUGGAGCCAGCAAGUCUGCCCGCGGCAGCCAAGCGCCAGCCACAGCCCGGCAGCCCUUCCUGGGGGGUCGUCCUGGGGGCUCUGCCAAUGGGUGGGGGCACCAGGGGGCCUGAAGAGACCCUGUACCUCGGCUCCGGUGGUUCUGCACACUCCCUACCCGACCUCAGAGGCCUCCCUGCCAGGGGCCAUGGUGGUUCACCCCUCCCCUCAGCCCCUCCCGGGCUUGUUACCACCGGGGCUGGACAGGGGAGCCCUAGGACCCCGCACUGCUGACUAUGGACUCCUCUGGGCCCCCAUCCGGCCAUGCCCCCAAGCCUCCAGAACCCCCUAAGACACACACAGGAGGGGAUGUUUGGGUGGGGGCAGGGCUGGAGCCAGUGACCAAGUGUCAUAGGAGGCCCCUUGGCUCAGGCCCUCAGGAACCAGGCAGCCCUGUCCCCAUCCUGGGACAGGACACAUCGCUCACCUGCACAUCACAGGUGACUCCAGGUCCAGGUUGUGAGGGCGCAGUGGCCGGUUCUGACCCAGGAGGAACCACCAGACCUGUUUCUCCCACAGCCUCUCCUCCUCCCAGAGACACGGUGCCCCCCACCCACCCACGUCUGUCCAGCCUUUGGAGCCUGUCCUACGGCCACUCCCUCCCAUCAGAGGGAGUCCACUAGACCCUUCCUCCACUCAGAACCCUCCCACAGCCCCACCUGCUGAGCAUGAAUCUGGAUCACUGCCCAUUACCUCAGCCACAUCUGCAUCCUCUUCUUUCCUCACACCUGCCCAUGUGUCAGGCCUGCCCUCACCGGAGCCCAAGCUGCUCCUGAUCACGCUCUAGGCUGGUGGGGAUCUGGGCCUGCUGCCCCAGUGCCAGUGGCACUAAUACAGGUCUUCUGGGUAAGCCAUCCAUCUACUGUCAGAAAAAGGCCCCAACACUUCACAUCUGCUCCACCUGGCACUGCCCUCUCUCCAGCCUCACGAGGAUCUGCUGUUUCUUGGUCAGCCCAAAAGGAACGGGGGGGGGGGGGGGGAGACAGGUGUUCAGGGACAUGAGGCCGGGGUGUUAGCCCCCCCUUACCUCCAGACAGCUGAGUCAGAGAGAAUGGGGGCAUAUCCUUCCCCUUUCGCUCACCCCUCUGAAAACACCUAGGUAGAGAUCUCUGCCCCACCAGACGGAAAGCACAGCACCUGGAACAUGCCAGAGUUCCACAGGGAGGACCACCUGUGCCACUGCCUCCGCCAGGAUGUGAGACGGGACUCUAGACACCAAGGCAUCACCCAUCAGACAGUGUUGUGUUCCGAUGGCCCCCUGGGCUGGCCGUUAGCCCCACCCAGAGCAGCAGGCUUAGCCAGCAGCCUGUGCAGGGAGGACUCACACCCUGCCUCCCCUCCUGCUCUAGCAACCAGACGAGGGGCACAGGGCACAGCUCCAUGGCACAUGAGGCAGGGUGUGUGUGAGCCUUCACCAAGCCAAAGGGGCUCUUGGUGUCACAUUUGCUGGGAUGGUUUUUCACUCACUUAAAGGUGAUAAAGUGCAUUUUUUGGCACCUGCUUAGGCCAAGCAUGUGCUCCCCUCAACCUUGCUCAGGUGAGACAUUCGUCCUCAGGGAUUCAGUUCCAGUGCCACUAGGUAAGGUGGAACUCAAUAUAUCAGCCAACCAACUUCAAAACUGCUAACAUGAUCAACAAAAUUGGCAUGUCUUUAACUUGAUUGAUAAAGAGAGGAGAUGCAGAUAACAUUUUUAAAAGUGAGGGCAUUACUACCGACCAUACAGAAAUGAAAACAGUACUAUGAAUAAGUAUGUGCCAACAAAUUAGAUAACUUAGAUGAGAUGGACAAAUUCCUAGACACACAAACUACUAAAAGUGACUCCGAAAGAAGCAGAAAUUUUGAAUGGAUCUGUAAGGUGUAAUGAGCUUGAAUCGAUAAUCCAAAAACCUCCCAACAGAGAAAAAUACUGGGCCUGAGGCUUCUACCAAGAAUUUAAAGAACACUAAUCCUCAAGCUCCUCCACAGACUUAGGAGGGAACACAUAACUCAUCCUGUGAGGCCUGCGUUACCCUGAUAGACAGAUACCAAUAUCCUUUGAUAAUAUAGAUGCAAAUAUUCUCAACAAAAGAACUAGCAAAACAAAUCUAACAACAUAUUAA
Molecule: messenger RNA, 5035 nt
Organism: Pipistrellus kuhlii (Kuhl's pipistrelle)
Lineage: Eukaryota; Metazoa; Chordata; Mammalia; Chiroptera; Vespertilionidae
Gene: LMF1
Product: lipase maturation factor 1
Exons: 11
Coding region: 16-2004 (662 amino acids)
Biological process (GO): protein maturation
Cellular component (GO): endoplasmic reticulum membrane
Source: RefSeq, a predicted model, not a curated record